Dicentrarchus labrax (European seabass) is the source of this 929-nucleotide messenger RNA. RefSeq names its product growth hormone 1 (gene gh1). The record is from RefSeq and is a predicted model, not a curated record. Gene Ontology annotation, cellular component: extracellular region. The coding region runs from base 76 to 690 and encodes 204 amino acids. Gene Ontology annotation, biological process: growth hormone receptor signaling pathway; response to nutrient levels; animal organ development. The transcript has 6 exons. Gene Ontology annotation, molecular function: growth hormone receptor binding; growth hormone activity. Lineage: Eukaryota; Metazoa; Chordata; Actinopteri; Moronidae.
AGAUCACAAAUCUGAACCUGAACCUGAACCUGAUCUUAAUUAAGAACCAGAAAAAUAACUGAUCUCAGCCCAGCCAUGGACAGAGCAAUCCUCCUAUUAUCGGUGCUGUCUCUGGGUGUGUCCUCUCAGCCAAUCACAGAGGGCCAGCGUCUGUUCUCCAUCGCUGUCGAAAGAGUCCACAACCUCCACCUGCUCGCUCAGAGACUCUUCACUGAGUUUGAGAGCUCUCUGCAGACGGAGGAGCAGCGACAACUCAACAAAAUCUUCCUGCAGGAUUUCUGCAACUCAGAUUACAUCAUCAGCCCCAUCGACAAGCACGAGACACAACGCAGUUCUGUUCUGAAGCUGCUGUCUAUCUCCUAUCGACUGAUUGAGUCUUGGGAGUUCCCCAGUCGUUCUCUGUCUGUAGGUCCUGCUGCCAGGAACCAGAUUUCACCCAAACUGUCUGAACUGAAGACCGGGAUCCUGCUGCUCAUCGGGGCCAAUCAGGACGGAGCAGAGAUGUUCCCUGACAGCUCCACCCUCCAGCUGGCUCCGUACGGUAACUAUUACCAAAGUCUGGGAGCCGAUGAGUCGCUGAGACGAACCUACGAACUGCUGGCCUGCUUCAAAAAAGACAUGCAUAAGGUGGAGACCUACCUGACGGUGGCAAAAUGUCGACUCUCUCCAGAGGCCAACUGCACCUUGUAGUGACGCCUCCACACUGUGAAGCCACGCCCCCUGUAAUCUUACGUGUUCUGUAGCUCCACCUCCAUACUCUCUGACUCUCUUAACUAGCAUAAGCACUAGCAUUAGUGUUAGUCCCUGUUUGGUAGUCAAGUGUUUUGGGGCUAAAGUCCAGAGUGAUGAUGAAGUUGGAGGUUUUCUGAUGUUAUGAUGUCAGCUGUGAACAGGAAGUGAUGUCAUUAUAAAGCCUGUGCUGUGUUGCA